Messenger RNA from Gossypium raimondii (Peruvian cotton), 1371 nucleotides. Its product is annotated as probable galacturonosyltransferase-like 1. Gene Ontology annotation, cellular component: Golgi apparatus. Bases 47 to 1108 code for a protein of 353 amino acids. Gene Ontology annotation, molecular function: glycosyltransferase activity. The record is from RefSeq and is a predicted model, not a curated record. The transcript has 2 exons. NCBI's taxonomy places the organism in Eukaryota, Viridiplantae, Streptophyta, Magnoliopsida, Malvales, Malvaceae.
CCCUUCACCUUCCCCUUUCAAUGCCAUAUUUUCCCCUAAAAGUAAAAUGUCUAAACCACAGCACUUUCAUUUUGUUCUCUUACUCUCCACUGUCGUGGUUGCCUUAGCUGCCAUUGCCAAUGCCGCCGCCGCUACAUCAAUAACCCCACGAUUCAAGGAAGCCCCGUCAUUCUAUAACUCUCCAGAUUGCCCUCUCAUAAUAGAUGAAAAUCAUGGAUUCUCCAUUUUGUUCUCCGAUCAAGCUGUUCAUGUGGCAAUGACCCUUGACACUGCUUACAUUCGGGGUACAGUGGCGGCCAUUCUUUCAAUACUUCAACACUCCUCUUGUCCCCAGAACAUUGCCUUCCAUUUCGUCUAUUAUGAGAGGGCCAUUCUUAGACGCGCCACUAUCUCUUCCUCCUUCCCUCACCUCAACUUCCUUGUCUACCCUUUUUAUGAUUCCUCUGUUUCACGUCUCCUUUCGACCUCCAUCCGCUCAGCUUUAGACUGCCCUUUGAACUACGCUCGAAGCUACUUAGCCAAUCUCCUUCCUUCAUGCGUCCACCGAGUCGUGUACCUUGACUCGGACCUGGUUCUCAUCGACGACAUAGCUAAACUUGCCGCAACUCCACUGGGAGACAACUCAGUCUUGGCUGCACCAGAAUAUUGCAAUGCAAACUUCACCUCCUACUUUACUUCAACGUUUUGGUCAAACACUUAUUUUUCCUUGACUUUUGCGAACCGUAAAGCUUGUUACUUCAACACCGGAGUAAUGGUAAUCGACCUUGACCGAUGGAGAGAAGGAGAUUACACGACAAAGAUUGAAGAAUGGAUGGAAGUUCAAAAAAGAAUGAGAAUCUACGAAUUGGGUUCUUUGCCGCCGUUUUUAUUAGUUUUCGCUGGAAAUAUAGUGCCUGUUGAUCGGAGGUGGAAUCAGCAUGGCCUAGGAGGAGAUAAUUUUAUAGGUUUAUGCAGAGAUUUGCACCAUGGUCCGGUUAGCCUUUUGCAUUGGAGUGGAAAAGGGAAGCCGUGGGCGAGACUUGAUGCUAAUAGGCCAUGCCCUUUGGACGCUUUGUGGGAACCUUAUGAUCUCCUGCAACCGAAAACUCCAUUUGCAUUGGAUUCAUGAUCGGAACCAUCUUUCUUUCCACUGUUUGUUUGCUGAGAAAGUGACAGAAUCACCUAGAAAAAGCAGGAGUACAAUAAGAAGAAAUUAAUUUGCUGUAAUGUCAACAAGGGGAAGAAAAUCCAGAUGCAAACUAUAAUAAUUAAUGGGUUAAUGAAUUCUAUUCUCGGAUGUAUGAUAAACGUAAUCGAAACCUGAAUAUAAAUGUCAUCGAAACUAUAUUGAUUUGAAUGAAAAUAAUAUAUGAUUGUAGUGGACUGAAUUAA